AGCAGGGAUUGUCCUUUUACAUUUGAUGUUCUUUUUUUCACUCCACAUUUGCCAAUCAAGUUGGCAUCUAUGCACAAUUGAGCAUGUCUGGCUCCAAGUUAAAUGAAGUCUCUUUGAAAUAUAUUAAAUGUAUUUGCACACAGCGUUGAUAUACGGUGCUUUUUUUCUGGAAGAUUUAGCUGUUUUUUUUCUUUCCUGGAUGUUUCUGUUGGGCGUCGUCACUUUAAGAUGUUUCUUUGUACAUGUUUUUGUUUGUUGCGGUUGCACCCGAGUCAAGAGCUGCAUGGCUCACAGGGCUAUUCCUAAUAAAUGAAAAUGAAAAACUGAAACCGAAAAAUUGUAAAAUGUUGCGCUGCACGUGCAGGCCACGUGCGCCCCCUGCUGAUGUCCCACCACCUCCAGGCGCCAGAAUUUUAGUGAAACAACAAAGGUUCCGGCCUGAAUAAAGGUUCCGUUCCUUAUACGGUAUGCACUUUUUUUCUUUAAAUUACUGUACAAUUAAAAACAACGAUUACCCCGAGAGAUGUUAUUGGGGACACUCUAGAGAAUUUAACUUCGUCGCCGCCGUUUGUUUACCCUCGAGAUAAACGCAUUUUAGAAUGUUAAUAUUGGGCGAAUGCGCGUGACGUGUCGCGUUCCGGGUGAAACACGUGGGCCUCAAUCCUGGAGCGUCCGCAUGGUCACGGACGAGAGUGAAACGCUAGAUUACUUCUUCUCUGGUUCUUUCGGUAAAGUCACGUAGAAUGAGAAUAAAAUAAUAAAAUAACACAAUAAAAUUCUCACGACGUUUCGGCCACAACAGCAAGCGGCCGUCUUUUUAACGUGUUUAGCGUAACAUUAUCAACGGCGCAGACGCAAAAUAAAAAACCACCCUAUACACACCGCUAUGGGGAAAAAGAAGCAGGGUCCAAACUUGGGCCGCUCUAUAAUAAAAGACCGGAAUAAUGCCAGCAGAACUCAGCGCAAGAACGACUCUUGGCUGCACACGAGCGAGCUGAACGACGGCUAUGACUGGGGCCGCCUGAACCUGCAGUCGGUGACCGAGCAGAGCGCGCUCGAUGAGUUCCUCAGCACCGCCGAGCUCGCCGGCACGGAGUUCACGGCAGAGAAGCUGAACAUCAAGGUGGUGUCUGAAGUCGCACGGACGGGCGUGCUUUCGGACGAGGAGAGUCAGAAGAUGAAGCUGCUUCAUGAAAGCAACAAGCACUUCCUGAACAUCCCACGACGACCCCGCUGGGACGCGUCCACCACAACUGAAGCGUUGCAACUCAACGAGCGGGAGGACUUCCUGGCGUGGCGCCGCCAGCUCGCCAUACUCCAGGAGAAAGAGGAGCUCAUUCUCACUCCAUUUGAGAGGAACCUUGACUUCUGGAGGCAGCUGUGGAGAGUCAUCGAACGGAGUGACGUUGUUGUUCAGAUUGUGGAUGCAAGAAAUCCACUCCUGUUCAGGUGUGAAGAUCUGGAGCGGUACGUCACGGAGGUGUCUCCGCACAAGGACAACCUCAUCCUGGUGAACAAGGCCGACCUGCUCUCCGAGGGCCAGCGCCAGGCGUGGGCCGACUUCUUCGAGGCGCAGGACGUCCGCGUUGUCUUCUGGUCUGCGCUGCACGAGGCCAAGCGGCUGGAGGCCGAGGCGCAGGGCUUGGACGAGUAUGAACAAGACACAGAGGGAGAUGGCCCCGACCUCAGCGAGGAGGACACCGAGCCGGAAGAUGGCACGAGGGAAGAGGAGGAGAAGGACGACGGAGGAAAGGACGACGCCAGAACAGCCGACAAAGAAGGCGAAGAUCUCACGGAUGGAUGGGAGACGUGCGAUGAAGAUGAAGAUGAUAGUGAUUUCAAGUCGGUGACCGACGGCGAGGAAUCGUGGCAGGACCUGGGCAUGGAGGAGAGCGCCAGCGCGCCGAGGGCACGUUCGCCCGUCAGGAACUCGAGUCGCUUGCUCCACCAGGACGAGCUGCUCCUCGUCUUCAGGAGCCUCCACGUCGGACCAAAAGUGAAGCGAGGGCAGACGACUAUCGGACUGGUUGGCUACCCCAACGUUGGCAAGAGUUCCACCAUAAACACGAUCCUGCAAAAUAAGAAGGUCCCAGUGUCGGCAACACCGGGGCGGACCAAACACUUCCAGACGCUGUUUGUCGACUCGGACCUGUGCCUGUGCGACUGCCCGGGGCUCGUCAUGCCCUCGUUCGUGUCCACCAAGGCGGAGAUGGCCUGCAGCGGCAUUCUUCCCAUCGACCAGAUGAGGGACCACGUGCCUCCCGUCUCCCUCGUGUGUCAGCAUAUCCCCCGGGCCGUGUUGGAAGCCACCUACGGCAUCAACAUUGUGCGGCCACGGGAGGACGAGGACCCGGACCGCCCCCCGACUGCGGAGGAGCUGCUCUCCGCCUACGGAUACAUGAGAGGUUACAUGACGGCACAUGGACAGCCUGACCAGCCCAGAUCUGCCCGCUACAUCUUGAAAGAUUACGUUAAUGGUAAGCUGUUGUUUUGUUACCCUCCGCCUGGCUUCGACGUCAAAGCCUUCCAGCACCAGCACGUGGCCAUUUUGAGUCCGGAUCAGGCAACAACAGCUUCUGGUUCCCAGGGCUCCAAGCGCAAAGCCUCCAAGGGCAAGUGCAUUGUUAACGAAGUGGACAAAAGCUUCUUCCAUCAGGACAACGUCAGGGCAUUCACCAAGGGCGUGCGGGGCUUGAUGGGUCCACAUCCGGGCGGAGCGGUGCCGCACGCUGCCAACGCCACCCCGGCUGCCCCUGACGCCGAGGGGAAGCCCUGGAAGAAGCAUGGCAACCGCAACAAGAAGGAGAAAGUGCGACGUCUGUGCAAACACCUGGACAACUGAGAGAUGCGAUGCUGCGCCUCGCACUGGUGACGACAAAAAGGGAGCUCAAAGAAGCUACCCGCUCGCUGGAUCGCUUGUGUCACAACCCAACGUGUGAUGUGCUUGCUUGUUAGAUUGAACGAGUUGUGUGUGGAUGUAUGUUGAACUUUGUUCGCACCGUACGUAACCAACAGUGCUCAUCGGAGGUGCGGGGGAAGGACAACUAACUCAACGCAAAAAGCAGUUCUACAUAAAUGCGUUUGUCGCCUCAUUUGUGGAUUGUUGAGUGUAUGUAUGU
This is a messenger RNA of Petromyzon marinus (sea lamprey), 3119 nucleotides long. RefSeq names its product large 60S subunit nuclear export GTPase 1 (gene LSG1). Gene Ontology annotation, molecular function: GTPase activity; GTP binding. Gene Ontology annotation, biological process: ribosomal subunit export from nucleus. Gene Ontology annotation, cellular component: cytosol. NCBI's taxonomy places the organism in Eukaryota, Metazoa, Chordata, Hyperoartia, Petromyzontiformes, Petromyzontidae. The record is from RefSeq and is a predicted model, not a curated record.